Cyprinus carpio (common carp) is the source of this 543-nucleotide messenger RNA. RefSeq names its product peptidyl-prolyl cis-trans isomerase NIMA-interacting 4. The record is from RefSeq and is a predicted model, not a curated record. Gene Ontology annotation, biological process: rRNA processing. Gene Ontology annotation, molecular function: peptidyl-prolyl cis-trans isomerase activity; DNA binding. Lineage: Eukaryota; Metazoa; Chordata; Actinopteri; Cypriniformes; Cyprinidae.
AAACUGUAGGCUGAGAGAAGCUGCUGCUGUGUGUAAUUUUUAGUCUAACCGCGUGGGAACCUGUGAGUUGCUAGCUCGUGGUUGCUAGCUAGCGAAGGUUUAAGUGGAAACACAUUAUCCGACACGAAGUGAUAGUAGAAAAUGCCACCAAAAGGAAAGGGUGGCAAAGGUGCCAAAGGGGCAGCUGCUUCAGGCAGUGGAGACAGUGAUAAGAAGGAGAAGGCUCAGAAAGGUGGUACAGCUGUAAAGGUUCGGCAUAUUCUGUGUGAAAAGCAUGGUAAGUGUAUGGAAGCAAUGGAGAAACUCAAAUCUGGCAUGCGCUUCAGUGAGGUGGCAGCACAAUACAGUGAGGACAAAGCCAGACAAGGAGGUGACCUUGGCUGGAUGACAAGAGGAUCAAUGGUGGGGCCAUUUCAGGAGGCAGCGUUUGCACUACCCAUCAGCACUAUGGACAAACCUGUAUACACCGAUCCUCCUGUGAAAACAAAGUUUGGUUAUCACAUCAUCAUGGUUGAAGGCAAAAAAUAAAUGGACUGAACAGCC